Molecule: messenger RNA, 2700 nt
Organism: Boleophthalmus pectinirostris (great blue-spotted mudskipper)
Lineage: Eukaryota; Metazoa; Chordata; Actinopteri; Gobiiformes; Gobiidae
Gene: nfyba
Product: nuclear transcription factor Y, beta a
Exons: 7
Coding region: 229-834 (201 amino acids)
Biological process (GO): regulation of transcription by RNA polymerase II
Cellular component (GO): CCAAT-binding factor complex; nucleus
Molecular function (GO): RNA polymerase II cis-regulatory region sequence-specific DNA binding; DNA-binding transcription activator activity, RNA polymerase II-specific; protein heterodimerization activity
Source: RefSeq, a predicted model, not a curated record
GAAAUGUCCGAAGUGGCUCCGGGUUUUAUUAGUUGUGGCGGUGAAUGAGCACAGUUGGUUUGGACGCGAGCAUCAAGGCAAACUUUGAAAAUAACCCGAUUUUGACACGCAGCGCCGUAGCUUUCCUUUAGCACAAAAGAACAGGCCCGAGCCUCGCCAAAGUGGAUUUAACAAAGGAAAUUGGUGCACACUGCGAUACGAGCUUGAAAAUAAUGUUAAUAACAGUAGAUGGACGCAGACAACUCCACCACAGACGCCUCUCAGCUGGGCAUCGCCGGAGAGUACGGCCACUAUGUCCUCCAGUCACAGGACGACGAGGGUGAGGAAGGUCUGAACGACCACGAUGACAGUGGGAUCAAAGAGAACUUCAGAGAGCAGGAUAUUUACCUGCCCAUCGCCAACGUGGCACGAAUCAUGAAGAACGCCGUGCCGACCACCGGAAAGAUCGCUAAAGAUGCUAAAGAGUGUGUUCAGGAGUGUGUGAGCGAGUUCAUCAGCUUCAUCACCUCAGAGGCGUCAGAGCGAUGUCAUCAGGAGAAGAGGAAGACCAUAAACGGAGAGGACAUCCUGUUCGCCAUGUCCACGCUGGGGUUCGACAUGUACGUGGAGCCGCUCAAACUCUACCUGCAGAAGUUCAGAGAGGCGCUGAAAGGAGAGAAGGGGAUGCCUGGAGUCACUCUGGGAGACGGAGUGGGAGACGAACUGGCCGACGAGAGCUUCUCGACCCCUCUCCCCGCCGGCAUCAUCACCUCAGACGGACAGCAGCAGAACGUCAUGGUCUACACCACCUCCUACCAACAGAUCCCCACUGUGCAGCAGAUCCAGUUUUCAUGACCUGAGUUUGACCUCCGCAAAAACUACAACUGUGAUGUCCGCCGACCUCCAAAGGUCAAAGUUGAGCAGGAGAGGCGUGUACAGAGGCUGCCUGCGCGGGUGGACAGUAGUGUAGUCAUUCAGCACCACACGAUUUGGGAUUUUUGGUUCAAAUCGGACGGAAAGAGGCUCUGUUUUUAAGGCUAGUCUUAAGAUUACACUGUAAAAACCCUAUCUGCUGGUGUAAAACCAACUCUUGUGAGCUUUAAGAUAUUUUCUAACGCUGUUACCUCCUCAAAAACACACCUGGAGUUGUGUUUGUGUUUGUUGUUUCAUUCACACACGUUUGAGAAGCAUUUUAUUAAUAGUCUGUCUACAUCUCCAAAGCUCCAAAUGCUUUGUUCCACCUUGUAGUUUUCAAGUGAACAGCUCAUUUUACCUUUAGUUCAGUAGAGAUUGGCAAUUCCAGGGCUGAAAUGAUCCAAAUGAUUCUAGUGAAGCUGUGAACAGUUUAAAAACGCAGUGGAGCACUUCCUGUAUUACCACAUGACCUCACAAGGUGGAAUUGAGUGUUUUCUGUCUGAGAGAAGAACUCAGCCUAAAUGUGCAGGGUUUGUGUGUUAAACAUGUGUGAAUGAAACAAAACACAACUCCAGUGUCCCGAAUGUCCACACUUUGCUCGACUUCGGGGUCACGCCAUUUUUACUGGCGUCCAAAUGUCCAUGCGGUGAAAACGUAUUGUAUUCAAAAUUUCCCACAAUGCAUCUUGGAAAGAAGAGGGUAUCGGUGGUCACUAGAGCAGUCAAUAUAGACCACAGUGCACUGGGAGAGUCGGGAAAACAACAGCGUACAGAUGUUUAACUGGACACAACAUGACUGAAUGAAGCAGACAUAAGUGCUGGUUUAUGGUUCUGAUCCUGAGUCUGAAUAAAACACUCAUUAUCUGUUUACUUUAGAUGUUAAAAGAGCGAAAAUGUCCACAUUUCAGACAAAAAUCAAAUAAUCCAGUCCGUUAACGUGAAAUCCAGAGUCACAAAAAUGGAUAUGAUUAUUAAUAGUCCUUAAACAUGUGAAACAUCUGAUCUGAUCUUUAUUUAUGACAGAAAUCAAGUUUUAUCAAAGUUUAGUUUUAACUUUUUUUCACCCAAACACCAGAGUCACGUGACCCGGAUGUAGUGAGCUGCGUGUCCGAAUCUCUCUGUGAAUGAGUGCACUGUAGAGGGUAGUGUCGUAGUACUCAAGACCGGGCUCGGCCUUUUCUUUGGGGUCUUUGUCUCAUCUCGGACUCGACUGCGUUUCGAUUUCGCUCUUGUCUCGGUUUUGAAGGCGUGUGGACUCGGUCUUGUCUCAGUCUUGAAGGUGCUUGGACUCGGUCUCGUCUCGGUCUCGUCUCGGUCUUGUCUCGGUCUUGAAGGUGCUUGGACUCGGUCUUGUUCUCGGUCUCGUCUCGGUCUUGUCUCGGUCUUGAAGGCACUUGGACUCGGUCUUGUCUCGGUCUUGAAGGCGCAUGGAUUCGGUCUUGUCUUGGUCUUGUUCUCGGUCUCGUCUCGGUCUUGAAGGCGCAUGGACUCGGUCUUGUCUCGGUCUUGAAGGCGUGUGGACUCGGUCUUGUUUCGGUCUUAAAGGCGUGUGGACUCGGUCUUGUCUCGGUCUUGAAGGCGUGUGGACUCGGUCUGGUCUCGGUCUUGAAGGCGUGUGGACUCGGUCUUGUUCUCGGUCUCGUCUCGGUCUUGAAGGCGUGUGGACUCGGUCUUGUUCUCGGUCUCGUCUCGGUCUUGAAGGCGUGUGGACUCGGUCUUGUCUCGGUCUUGAAGGCGUGUGGACUCGGUCUGGUCUCUCUGGUCUCAGUCUUGAAGGCGCUUGGACUCGGUCUUAUUCUCGGUCUCG